This is a messenger RNA of Zingiber officinale, 1289 nucleotides long. RefSeq lists its product as uncharacterized. Lineage: Eukaryota; Viridiplantae; Streptophyta; Magnoliopsida; Zingiberales; Zingiberaceae. The transcript is spliced from 6 exons. The coding region runs from base 122 to 1063 and encodes 313 amino acids. The record is from RefSeq and is a predicted model, not a curated record.
CAGCCAAAACUGUAUCUGUUUCAGCAUUGGCUGUGUAAUUUCUUUUGUUGCUGUUUUCGUAGCUUUCAAAUGAUUCUGUCAAUGUGCAACUCACAAAUUCAACUAAAUCAAUCAUAUUUAAAUGAAGAGCGACACGGAAGGCGGUUGCAGUGGUGUCGGCUCCUCCCUCCCCUCCACUUGUUUCUUUAAAGCGAGUGCCGGGUCUCGACGCAGUCCCACUCCAAUUCCCGUGGCCUGCUCUUGCCUUCUCGCCGGCCGCUCCUCCUUUCUCCGUUCAAUCCUCCACGGAAAAUACGGUGCCCCGACGCCGGAGGCUGCAUUAGCACCGCCGCGGCCCUACAUUUUCCUAGCUACUCGCGCUCUUCGUAAGUGGCUAUUCUGUAAAGGGCCCCCCUUCCUCCCUCGGUUUUGGGUUGGUUCGGUAACCUUUCCGGCGAUGAAGAAGGUCGCCACCAACGAGCAAGAUACCUAUAAUCUCUCGCAAAGGUACGACCUAUCAAUGCUUCUUACUCUAAUGCAAGAGGUUUAUGAGGUUGCUGAUGCUGCUGUUAAGAUAGACUGGAAUGCGCUUGUCGAGAAAACUGCAACUGGAAUUACGAAUGCCCGAGAGUACCAAAUGCUGUGGAGGUAUUUGGCCUACCGUCACCCAUUGCUUGAUAAGAUAGAAGAAGGAGCUGAACCUUUGGAUGAUGACAGUGAUCUCGAGAUAGAAUUAGAAAUUGUACCUCCUGUCAUAGAAGAAGCCUCAUGUCAGGCGAACGAGUUAGCCGAGAUUUUGUUAGGCUUAAGGGAGAAGACAGAUCUAAAUGCUCCUUUGGCUGAAAAAGGAGUUGACAAGGAGAUGCUAGACGCCGCUCCAGAUAAACAACCCCCUCAAACUAGCCAUGCUGUUGCUUCUAGCAGUCUCCAGAAGAAGCUGAGCCAGCCAACAGGAGCACCUAUCGUCAGCGGCGUUGAAUCAGGAUUGGAUGAGGCAGCAGAGGGUGUGGUUGGGGAUGUGCAGGACCUGGUCAGCAAGAAGCGGCGGCUUGGUGAUGGGGAAGAUGAGACUCCGGUUGAUUAAAAGCCACCGAAGCGAUAUGGGGCAAAUGAAGUGGUGGGGGACUUCUUGAUCCCUGAACGAUCUCUACUUGUCUGCAGUUUCAUCAUGGUUAUGUUCCCAUUUAACAUUUCUUUUGUUGCUGUUUUCUAGCCUUCAAAUGAUACUGUCAAUGUGUAACUCAGAAAUUCAACUAUUCAAUCUUUUGAAUGAGAUAAUGAAGUAAACCUCUAUUAAUUGGGGAUGAAAC